GGUAGGCGGGGAAGCGGAAACAGGCGGUGCUCUGUCUGACUGGGAAAUGUCAGCAGCUUGACUGGGGACGAGUUUUCUUUCCCCGGAGCCUGCAGGCCUUCUAGUGACUGCUGCCGCCUUCGCCUUGGAGAGUGGUUCUUAGACCCUGGACGGCUGUGGCGGACGCGGAGUUCCCCGGUCCUUCCAGACGCUGUCUGGCGAGAACGGACGUUGACAGAUAUGGUCCAGACUUGUACGUGAAUUACUUUGGUUAGUCAAAGUGAACAUUCAAUAAUGAGUGGUGCAGCUUUGGGACUCGAGAUUGUUUUUGUCUUUUUUCUGGCAUUAUUCCUACUUCAUCGAUAUGGAGACUUUAAGAAACAGCAUAGACUUGUAAUUGUUGGGACACUGCUAGCUUGGUAUCUCUGCUUUCUUAUUGUCUUCAUUCUACCUCUGGAUGUUAGUACGACAAUAUACAACCGGUGCAAGCAUGCAGCUGCAAACUCAAGCCCUCCUGAAAAUAGCAACAUUACAGGAUUGUAUGCAACUGCUACUCCAGUUGCAAGCCAACAUCCAUGUUUUAAGCCAUGGAGUUACAUUCCUGAUGGAAUCAUGCCGAUAUUCUGGAGGGUAGUAUAUUGGACAUCACAGUUUUUAACAUGGAUUCUGUUACCUUUUAUGCAAUCAUAUGCAAGAUCAGGAGGGUUUUCCAUCACUGGAAAGAUCAAAACUGCACUUAUUGAGAAUGCAAUCUAUUAUGGCACCUAUUUGCUGAUUUUUGGAGCAUUUUUAAUUUAUGUAGCUGUAAACCCACGUUUGCACUUAGAAUGGAACCAACUUCAGACUAUUGGAAUAGCUGCUGCAAAUACCUGGGGUCUGUUUCUUCUCGUGUUGUUGUUAGGGUAUGGCCUUGUGGAAAUUCCUCGAUCGUACUGGAAUGGGGCAAAAAAAGGUUAUCUACUUAUGAAAACUUAUUUUAAGGCAGCCAAACUGAUGACAGAGAAAGCAGAUGCAGAAGAGACUUUAGAAGAUGUCAUGGAGGAGGUUCGUAAAGUGAAUGAAAGCAUCAAGUAUAACCACCCAUUGAGAAAAUGUGUUGAUACAAUACUUAAAAAGUGCCCUACAGAAUAUCAGGAAAAAAUGGGUAGGAACAUGGAUGAUUAUGAAGAUUUUGAUGAAAAGCAUAAUACUUACCCAAGUGAAAAGAGUCUGGUAAAACUACAUAAACAGGUGAUUUAUUCAGUUCAGAGACACCGUCGAACUCAAGUUCAAUGGCAGAUUCUUUUAGAACAAGCAUUUUAUCUAGAAGAUGUAGCAAAAAAUGAAACUAGUGCUACUCGUCAGUUUGUUCACACCUUUCAGUCACCAGAGCUAGAAAAUAGAUUUGUCCAAUAUUUUUAUAAUCCUACAUUUGAGUGGUACUGGGAAUGUCUUUUGCGACCAUGGUUUUACAGGAUACUAGCUGUGGUUUUGUCCAUCUUCUCUGUGAUUGUUGUGUGGUCAGAGUGCACAUUCUUCAGCACUACACCUGUCUUAUCCCUCUUCGCAGUAUUCAUACAGCUGGCCGAGAAAACAUACAAUUACAUUUACAUCGAGAUCGCUUGCUUCCUUUCCAUCUUCUUUCUAAGUAUCUGUGUUUAUUCUACUGUGUUCAGGAUUCGUGUAUUUAACUAUUAUUACUUGGCUUCACAUCACCAGACUGAUGCUUACAGCCUUCUUUUCAGUGGCAUGUUAUUUUGCCGUUUGACUCCUCCUUUAUGUCUUAAUUUCUUGGGUUUGACUCAUAUGGAUUCGUCCAUCUCUCACCAGAAUACACAGCCAACUGCUUAUACAUCUAUCAUGGGUUCCAUGAAAGUUUUGUCCUUUAUUGCAGAUGGAUUCUAUAUAUAUUAUCCUAUGUUGGUGGUAAUUCUCUGCAUUGCUACUUACUUUAGUUUGGGAACUCGUUGCUUGAAUCUACUUGGUUUCCAACAGUUCAUGGGAGAUAAUGAUAUGACAUCAGACUUAGUUGAUGAAGGAAAAGAAUUAAUUAGACGAGAGAAGAGAAAAAGACAAAGGCAAGAAGAAGGUGAAAAUCGAAGAAGAGAAUGGAAAGAACGUUAUGGACACAGUAGAGAAGAUUCUACUAGAAACAGAAAUGUUCAUAUUGACUCAAAAGAGUCAAACUUCUCAGAUAUUAGUAGCAACCGAUCAGCAUCCAAAUAUACCAGGGCUAAUAGUAGGACUGAAAGGGACCGAAUAGAACUCCUCCAAGAUGUAGAACCUUUGGAUUUUAAUGCAGAAACAUUCACUGAUGAUCCUCUUGAAUCUGAAUCAGGAAGAUCAUUUCUUUAUCCACCUUUCAGGUGCCUGUUUAUGCUUUUUGGAAAAGAACAUCUGGUUAUUAUAAAGAGACUCGUUUACAAACCUUUUAAAGGUCAUGGUGCCAAAUGCAACUCAGUGUAGCCAUCUGUUCAGGACAGCUAGCAUGGUCUCCUGAAAGAAAGAGUUUCCACUGGUGGUGGCUGAUGGUGCAGAUGGCUGCACUUUCCUCCUUGUAGAGAAACUUGGGAGGCCACUUGUGUCAUCCUUACUAGCACACUUGGAAUUUCAAACUUUGUGCUGUCUAUGUUUAGUGGCCAAGCCUGUUGAACCAAUAUCUCGGCCCACCAAAGCAUUUCAGCUGCUCCACAUCCUUGCCAACAUUUGGUGUCAUCAGUCUUUUUAAUUUUAGUCAUGCUGGAAUUUGAGAACUUUAUUGUCAAGCUUGGAGAUGCACGUUUUGUUCUUGUGGCUCGGGCUCCAUAAUGCAUACCCAGUAGGUCAAAGAAGUCCCAAAAGAGGUGAAUGCUGCUUCUGCCCACCUACUCCAAGUUGUGAUUGGAAGUGUAAGCAUUCUCACUGGCCCCAAGAAGUCAAAUUGGUGGCCGACUUGAAAACCAUGGAGUGACCUCCUGGGUUAAGGGCUUCCUCCCCCUAUCUGUCUUUCUCUGUCCAGUUACUUUUUCUAUAGGGUUUAUUGCAGCAGUCACCCCAACUACUAGGCACUCCACCGUCAUAUAAAAUGAAGGCAUCUGUUAGCAAACGACAAAGCAACAGAAAAGGCUGCCACUUUGGGAUCACUUCAUUCAUUUGUAACCCAGACCAGUUACUAUAGACACUAUUGAUAUUCAAGUGAGAUUACUGUGGCCUCUUGGAAUUGGCAGGUGAUCAGGAUCAGUCAAACACCAUCCCAGAAGUGCCUAAGAAACUAAUCUAAGAGAGAACAAUAGGUGCUGCAUCUUGGAAUCUGGUACAAGUCAUGAGCGGUGUGACAAGGACUGCAAACAGUUCUUGUGAUCCUUUCUGAGGCAGACCCAGAUAAGGCACACACUAUGAGACUCUCGUGGCAGGAUGACUUGAUGAGACAUAAGAGAAACUUUAAGAGGUAAUUAGCUUGCAAUUGUUUAGCUUGAUGAAAAAACUCAUCCUUAGUUUAAUGGAUGCCUGUCUUUUUGCUUGUUGUAACUUAAUAAAAGCCCAGGGGAGCGCUGACUUGGUGCUUAGUCUCCAGAGGAAGUCUAAGCCCUCUGCAUUAAAUGUCAUUCUGACUCAGUUUCUCAUUUUUGUGGUCCGCGACUAUAACAAAAUAGCCUCAAUAAACAUGAAAUAUUUAAAAAUACAUAAUAUAUAUAUAUAUAUAUACAUAUAAAUUAAUUUCACCAAAUAAGUGCAAGACCUUUACACUGAAAAUCAAAUCCACUGCUGGGAAAAAUUAAAGGACCUCCAAAUGAACAGAGCAAUAUAUCUUGAUUGAUUUUCUAUAAAGACCUUUGUAUCCUGUUUAUGAUGGGCAACCCCAGUUACAUAGUCAUCUCAUAUUCCAUUAUCAGUUGCUCAGUCUCAACUACAAACAAAUAACAUGCCUGGAAUAUCUUUUUGAAAGAUAAAUGUUUCUGUGCUAAAAAUGAUAUAGCCCCAAUUAAAAACCAGAGGCCUGUGCUGAGACCAUGAAUUAUAGCUUUCCUAUAAUUCCAUAAAGUAUCUUUUUCUAUCUUGGAUACUGCUUGCCACAUGGAAUCUGCUGGGUUAUAUAAAUCAAACAGCUGGGUAGCUGGUACCAGAACUUGUUGCAGAGCUGUGUUUUGCUCUGGGUCCUACUCAAUACUGACAGCUGCAUGAGUCACCCAUAAAUGGGUCAUGCCCAGCACGGAAAACAGUGUGGGGAUGAGCCUCUGGCAGAGCCCACUUUCCUGGUGUGCCUGAGUGCCUGGGACACACCAGCCUCUGGCGACCAAGGGAAGAUGUUUUGAAGCUAGCCCAAGGACUUCUAAAGGGCAUACUUUGAGCUAAGACAGAGCCAAAAACAUGGGUUCAUGGUAAAUUGGAGGGUAGGAGUUUUCUUUGGUAUAAAAUCUGUAGAACUGGCCAGACUGGAGAUAGGAAC
Messenger RNA from Manis pentadactyla (Chinese pangolin), 4384 nucleotides. It is a transcript of the gene LMBRD2, whose product is annotated as LMBR1 domain containing 2. Lineage: Eukaryota; Metazoa; Chordata; Mammalia; Pholidota; Manidae. Gene Ontology annotation, biological process: adrenergic receptor signaling pathway. Gene Ontology annotation, cellular component: membrane. The record is from RefSeq and is a predicted model, not a curated record. Bases 274 to 2424 code for a protein of 716 amino acids. The transcript is spliced from 22 exons.